AUGCACCUCAGUGCGUGGAAGGAGUUGGGGGGCUGUGGUCGCUUGUCAAUCUUCCACCAGCUCCCAAUCCGCAGCUCGAGUGGGGCCAGUGCUAGUGUGUCUGGCCUUCAGCCAGGAGAUUCUGAUUCCCAGUUCCACCAUCUCCGGUUGGAAAGCGCCCGCAAGAGUUGCAGAGUCCCGGCGGAACAGCAAGUCAGGAGGAUGGUGCGAGUGGCACUGCAACUGGCGAACGGCAGCGGGGACGGGCUGCUGCCGGCCGGCGGCUCUCAGGACGUCGAGUCCCGGGAGCUCAGAGUGGCCAUCCCGGUGACGGUGGCGGGGAUCUGCGCGAUGGGGCUGGCGGGGAACGGGUUGUUGCUGGCCGUGCUGCUGGGCUACGCUCGCAGGGGCCGCUCGUCGCUGAUCCACGGGCUCCUGGCGAGCCUGGGAGCCGCCGACUUGCUCGUGCUGCUGCUGUGCGCCCCGCUGCGGGCGGCCGCCUGGUCGCGCUCCUCCUGGGUGCUCGGCCGCUUCGUGUGCCGCACCUCGGAUUGGUUCCUGCACGGCUGCCUGGCGGCCAAAGCUUUUACCGGGGCGGCGUUGGCCAAAGCCGGCCUCGUGUAUGUCAGCCGGAGCCCCAAGGCGGGACCCGGAGCCCCGCUGCAGCGCUGGAGGGUCGCCACUUUGUUGGUCGGCCUCUGGGCUCUCGCCUUCAGCCUGCCUCUGCCCCACUGGAUUUUCACCAGUGUCCGCCUCCAGGCGUCGGGCAGGCGGCUCUGCGUUGCCCAAGCGCCGGGCGGCGCCUUCCCCGCCGUCUACUCCAAGCUGUACCCGCUGCUGGUGUACGGCGCGCCGGUGCUGUGCAGCCUCAGCUUCCAUUGCCAGGCCCUCAGGAGGUGCCGGCGGCACGGCGGCACCGCCACGGUCAGCCCCGCGCACAAGCUGCGGAACCAGCUGCGGGGCAGGCGCCUGGUGGUGCUCUCCUCCAGCCUGAGCUUGGCAUUCGCCGCCCUCUGUGCCCCCGAGUGGGUGGUCUGGCUCUGGCUGCGGCACAGCCCCCAGCGCAGCCAGGCCACUCCGCCCGUCGCCCUCGCCCUGCUCGCCCAGCUGCUGGUGCUCGCCCUGUCCUUUCUCGACCCGCUCCUCUUCGCCGCCCUCUCCGACGAGUUCAGGGAGGAGUUUCCGGGACUCUGGAAGAAGUUGAUCUCCCGGAGGCCCCGGAUCCCGGCACCUACCGCACCCAGGACCCGGGAGAGCGGAGGGUCCGGCGCCCGAAGCGACCCCGUCCAGCCCCGGCAGGAGAAGUCCGUCCAGGUGCCCGAACCCGACCAGGAGAGCCCGGCCAGCAAGGCUGCCAACUUGGUCCUCACCGACAUGGAGCAGUUCUGGCACGACCGGCAGAACAUCCCCGCCGCUGCACAGGAAGAUCCCAUCCCCUGGGAGCAUCAAAGCGAGACGCCUUGCCCCGAGAUAUGAUGGAAGCUGGGUCGCUGGGAGGGAGCGGGCUUUCAUUGAAAUAUUCUCUUCGUGUGAUUUCGAAGUUAGUUUUGACUGCAAUUGGCCAGAUUUUGAGCAGGACUCCCCGCACUGGAUGAAUCAAUU
Molecule: messenger RNA, 1581 nt
Organism: Stegostoma tigrinum
Lineage: Eukaryota; Metazoa; Chordata; Chondrichthyes; Orectolobiformes; Stegostomatidae
Gene: gpr151
Product: G protein-coupled receptor 151
Exons: 1
Coding region: 1-1455 (484 amino acids)
Biological process (GO): G protein-coupled receptor signaling pathway
Cellular component (GO): membrane
Molecular function (GO): G protein-coupled receptor activity
Source: RefSeq, a predicted model, not a curated record